UCCCUGAACCUCCUCUCCCCCCCCCGGUCCUCGUCCCUGAGCCUCCUCUCCCCCCUCGCCCCAGUCUUCGCCCCACUUCCCCACGUCCCCAGCAACAUGUCCAUCGCCCUGAAGCAGGUCUUCAACAAGGACAAGACUUUCCGGCCCAAGCGUAAGUUUGAGCCGGGGACGCAGCGUUUCGAGCUGCAUAAAAAGGCCCAGGUGUCGCUGAGCUCCGGGGUUGACCUGAGGGCGGCGGUUGCUCUGCCCCACGGGGAGGAUCUGAACGACUGGGUGGCCAUGCACGUAGUUGACUUCUUCAACAGGAUAAACCUCAUCUACGGGACGGUGUGUGAGUUCUGCACGGAGAAGAGUUGUCCGGUCAUGUCCGGAGGUCCUAGGUAUGAGUACCGAUGGCAGGACGAUCACAAGUACAAGAAACCAACGGCUCUACCGGCUCCCAAGUACAUGAACUUGCUGAUGGACUGGAUCGAGGUCCAGAUCAACAAUGAGGAUAUCUUCCCCACCAGCAUGGGUAUCCCCUUCCCCAAGAACUUCAUCCAGAUCUGUAAGAAGAUCAUCUGCCGUCUGUUCCGGGUGUUUGUCCACGUCUACAUCCACCAUUUUGACCGUAUGAUCCUUAUGGGAGCUGAGGCCCAUGUUAACACCUGCUAUAAGCACUUCUACUACUUCAGCACAGAGCUCAACCUCAUAGACCGCAAGGAGCUGGAGCCACUGAAAGAUAUGACGUCUGGGAUGUGUCACUGAGGUGUUGUAGCAGAACCACUGGAGCUGCCGAUGGCCUGGCAGGAGGUUGCCGUGGAUACGCUGUGGGAGGGGUCCAGUGAGCAGCAGAGAGAAGCUUGGAUGACAUCAUCACCGUGCGUCUGGUAGCCGUAGAAGAACCUGUUACCUGCAGAUACGCCUGCCUGGCUGGAUCCACACUGUAGCGAGGACAGACUCUACUAUUUGUACGAUCAACACUGUAGCAGAGACUACAAGACUCUGCUGUAGUUUGUCACGUUAAAUCAUUCUCUCUAUAACACCAGAUCACAGAGGAGGAGCUGAUUAACUAAUGUUUGCAUGACUUGAUUAUGUUCAAUAUGAGAGUAUGACUACUAGGACCACUUACUUACUGGCUGACUUACUGGCAGGCUGGCUGACUGAUUCACUGGCUAGCUGGCUGGCUGACUGACUGUUUCACUGGCCAGCUGGCUGGCUGACUGUUUCACUGGCCAGCUGGAUGACUGACUGAUUGACUGGCCAGCUGGCUGGCUGACUGAUUCACUGGCCAGCUGGCUGACCGAUUCACUGGCAAGCUGGCUGACUGAUUCACUGGCCAGCUGGCUGGCUGACUGAUUCACUGGCCAGCUGGCUGACUGAUUCACUGGCAAGCUGGCUGGCUGACUGUCAAAUCAAAACGUAGGAAUGGAAUCCUAUUCCUUAUAUAGUGCACUACUGUUGACCAGGGCUCUAUGGGACCCUAUGGGACCCUAUGGGGCCCUAUGGACAAAGGCAGUGCACUCCGGUUGACCAGGGCUCUAUGGGACCCUACGGGGCCCUAUGGACAAAGGCAGUGCACUACGGUUGACCAGGACCCUAUGGGACCCUAUGGACAAAGGCAGUGCACUCCGGUUGACCAGGACCCUAUGGGACCCUACGGGGCCCUAUGGACAAAGGCAGUGCACUCCGGUUGACCAGGGCUCUAUGGGACCCUACGGGGCCCUAUGGACAAAGGCAGUGCACUCCGGUUGACCAGGGCUCUAUGGGACCCUACGGGGCCCUAUGGACAAAGGCAGUGCACUCCGGUUGACCAGGGCUCUAUGGGACCCUACGGGGCCCUAUGGACAAAGGCAGUGCACUACGGUUGACCAGGACCCUAUGGGACCCUACGGGGCCCUAUGGACAAAGGCAGUGCACUCCGGUUGACCAGGACCCUAUGGGACCCUACGGGGCCCUAUGGACAAAGGCAGUCCACUCCGGUUGACCAGGACCCUAUGGGACCCUACGGGGCCCUAUGGACAAAGGCAGUGCACUCCGGUUGACCAGGACCCUAUGGGACCCUACGGGGCCCUAUGGACAAAGGCAGUGCACUCCGGUUGACCAGGACCCUAUGGGACCCUACGGGGCCCUAUGGGCAAAGGCAGUGCACUCCGGUUGACCAGGACCCUAUGGGACCCUACGGGGCCCUAUGGACAAAGGCAGUGCACUACGGUUGACCAGGACCCUAUGGGACCCUACAGGGCCCUAUGGACAAAGGCAGUGCACUCCGGUUGACCAGGACCCUAUGGGACCCUACGGGGCCCUAUGGACAAAGGCAGUGUACUCCGGUUGACCAGGACCCUAUGGGACCCUACGGGGCCCUAUGGACAAAGGCAGUGCACUCCGGUUGACCAGGACCCUAUGGGACCCUACGGGGCCCUAUGGACAAAGGCAGUGCACUCCGGUUGACCAGGACCCUAUGGGACCCUAUGGGCAAAGGCAGUGCACUAUAUAGUUCAUUCAGAAAGUAUUCAGACCCCUUGACUUUUUCUACAUGUUGUUACGUUACAGCCUUAUUCUAAAACGGAUUACAUACAUCUUUUCCUAAUCAAUCUACAUCACAAUACCCCACAAUGACAUCACAAUACCCCAUAAUGACAUCACAAUAACCCAGAAUGACAUCACAAUACCCCAUAAUGACAUCACAAUACCCCAUAAUAACAAAUUAAAAACAGAAAUACCUUAUUUACAUAAGUACUCAGACCCUUUGCUAUGACACUCGAAAUUGAGCUCAGGUGCAUCCUGUUUCCAUUGAUCAUCCUUGAGAUGUUUCUACAACUUGAUUGGAGUCCAGCUGUGGUAAAUUAAAUUGAUUGGACAUGAUUUAGAAAAGGCACACACCUGUCUAUAUAAGGUCUCACAGUUGUCAGAGCAAAACCAUACCAUGAGGUCGAAGGCGUUGUCUGUAGAGCUCCGGUACCGGAUUGUGUCCAGGCACAGAUCUGGGGAAGGGUACCAAAUAUUUUCUGUAGCUUUGAAGAUCCCCAAGAAAACAGUGGCCUCCAUCAUUCUAAUAUGGAAAAAUUUUAGAGCUGGCCUCACAGCCAAAUUGACCAAUCAGGGAUGAAGGGCCUUGGUCAGGGAGGUGACCAAGAACCCAUUGGUCACUCUAACAGUGCUCCAGAGUUCCUCUGUGGAGAUGGGAGAACCUUCCAGAAGGACAAUCAUCUCUGCAGCAUUCCACCAAUCAGGCCUUUAUGGUAGAGCGGCCAGACGGAAGCCGCUCCUCAGUAAAAGGCACAUGACAGCACAGUUGGAGUUUGCCAAAAGGCACCUAAAGACUCUCAGACCAUGAGAAACAAGAUUCUCUGGAGGAAACCUGGCACCCUCCCUACGGUGAAUCAUGGUGGUGGCAGCAUCAUGCUGUGGGGAUGUUUUUCAGUGGCAGAGACAGGGAGACUAGUCAGGAUCGAGGGAAAGAUGAACAGAACAAAGUACAGAGAGAUUCUUGAUGAAAAUCUGCUCCAGAGUGCUCAGGACCUCAGACUGGGGCGAAGGUUCACCUUCCAACAGAACAACGACCCUAAGCACACAACCAAGACAACGCAGGAGUGGCUUCGGGACAAGUCUCUGAAUGUCCUUGAGUGGCCCAGCCAGAGCCCGGACUUGACCCCGAUCGAACAUCUCUGGAGAGACCUGAAAAUAGCUCCCAUUACAACCUGACAGAUCUUGAGAGGAUCUGCAGAGAAGAAUGGGAGAAACUCCCCAAAUACAGGUGUGCCAAGCUUGUAGCGUCAAACCCAAGAAGACUCGAGGAUGUCUUCACGGCCAAAGGUGCUUCAACAAAGUACUGAGUAAAGGGUCUGAAUACUUAUGUAAAUGUGAUAUUGCCGGGGGGUUUUUUUUGUAGUUUCAUUGGUCCUUUCAGGUGUUCAUCCAUCAUGAUCCUGUUUUUCAUUACUUCACCAUGAGGACUUCUUUCUAUGUAAAUGAACUUGUUGUGCUGGCAUCCUUAGCCUAGUGAAUAUGUAUUAUUGAUAAUUUAGCAACACUAAAAUCAAGUUUGUUAUCCAAUCAUCAGUCUGUAACUUGACCGUUCAGUUUACAAUAACCGACACAAAGUGUCUGACCUACAAAGCGAUGAUAAUAUUGUCAACUAGACACUGACACUUAUUUACAAUUAUUUUUUAAACAUUUAGUUUGACUGUUCAUGAUUCCAUGUAAACAUUACUACACCAGAAACAAUAAAGUUUUGAGUAUUUUGA
Molecule: messenger RNA, 4226 nt
Organism: Oncorhynchus nerka (sockeye salmon)
Lineage: Eukaryota; Metazoa; Chordata; Actinopteri; Salmoniformes; Salmonidae
Product: MOB kinase activator 3B
Exons: 3
Coding region: 97-747 (216 amino acids)
Cellular component (GO): cytoplasm
Source: RefSeq, a predicted model, not a curated record